AUGGCGCUUCUGAAGGACCCAAGCACUGUCCUACCCCCAGAAACCUUUACAUACCUGCUCAGCUUCCUCGAGCCACCGGCACUGUCGCGAUGUGCUCGUGUCAGCACCGUUUGGAACGCCAUCUGCACCGACGAGACCCUCUGGCGUCAACUCGCUAUGAGACUAGGAUACUGUCAGGUAGAACGCAUAGCUGAGGAACGAUCGAGCGGUAUCAGGGUCGUGGCCACGGUGCUGCAAGAACAUGAUCCCUCUAGCGAGCGAGCUGCGUCUCAGGAUCUGUUGCAGGCCACAAUUCAGCGCUAUCGGUCCAGAAACACCACAGAGUACUUUGACAACUGCGACACAUGGCGCUUGUUGUGCUGUCAGCUGUGGCGCCUCGAAUGCAAUUGGUCGGCCAAGGAUCAGCACGGUCUUGCAGAACCAUCACAGACACCAUCCUGUCGGGGCUCUGACGAGGAUCGGUCGGAGGCCUUGGAAAUGCCACCGUACUUGCUGCCGCGCCGCCGUGUACUUCACGAAGAUACGUGCGGUGCAGGCGUCUGGAGAUGCAAGAUCGAUCCAGAAGAAAGAACGUACAUCGUCACGGGCCAAAACGGCGGCAUCCAAGUGUUUGACCAUUCCACCAACACGCUUCUCUGGCACAUUGCGAGAACAGCAACCAGACCCAACCCACAUCUUGAGUUCUCGCGCGGUUGGAUGAUCUUCGACCGCCCAGGGAUCGGUCACUUUGAAGUAUGGCGUCGCGAAAAUCUGAUACCAGAUCUCGGACGACCUCCUGAUCGCGGUCACUAUCAGCGCUUUACCGUUCUCAGCUCGACACGCCCGAUUCGAGCGUAUCGCUUCCAGUUUCCGUACCUGUGUGCUGCGAGCCAGGAUGGCUUCAUCCUCAUCUGGAACGUGCCGCAGCAGGAGCUGGUUGAAACGAUUGAUUUCCGCGACUCGCCGCAUCGCGGGGGCAACAUCAACUACAUUGACUUUGACGACGAGUUCGUCUUCCUCAACGGACUCGGCGCCAAAUCUGUCUCGGUAUUUUCGCGGCGUACCAGUCGCAUGGUGUGGAAUAUGGGACAGCAUUUCGCCGCCGGUCAACCACCUCCGUCAACGUGGCGUCUCGAAGAGUACGAGUUCUCUGACGUAUGCCCUCAAACCGCCUUUGUACGACAGCAGCUGGUAAGAGCGCCUCCCAGCCUGUGGCAGGCAGGUCCGAAUAGCAUGAAUUGGGCUCAGUUGACCAUGACGCCGUACCAGAUCUGGUCUGCGGUGCAUCCGGAUCUCAAGACAAAGACGCUGCUCAUCCUCGGCCAAGGGACGGUGUUGUUGGUCAGAGACUACAAAAAGUUCUUCCGAGAUCCCAGCAAGCCACCGGACCUGUUUGUGGAGAUCGAGUUUCAAAACUUGGAGGAGUACUAUCAGGAGCGCAUCGUCGGCGGAGUUGAUGAGGACCUGUCGGAUUUGGGAUGGAACAAUCCGCGCAUGUGGGAGACGCUCGGAGAUGCACAGCUUACAGUUCACGAAGGUAAGGCCGUCGUUGUCAAUGAUCGCGCCUUCGUUCUUGAUCUGGGACAAGCGCAUGAGACGCAGACGCAGCUCAAGGGUUCAUCGUCGUCAUCAGGAAGCAUGUCAGACGGGGCUGCACAACAAGCAGACCUGCCUCAAGAGGGUGACGGCAACGCGAAAGCGGAAUCAGCGUCGGCGGAUGCGGAUGCGGAUGCAGAGGGAAACCCACCCCCUGUCUCUGUAUACUGCGAGUCGAAUCGAUCCACACGUGAUUCGUACCGACAAUGCAGCAGUCUACAGAUGGACGAGACCGGCGUCUACAUGACAUUGGACAGGAACGCCUUUGGUGAAAUGCACUGGGGCGGGGUGUUUGAUACGCUGAUCGAUGGCAAGCGGCUGCUUCUGCACUUGGACUUUUCAGAGCGACCACAGCCCGCCAUGUGCGAGCGUGGGAGCGACUUCGGAUCGAGCCUCGAUUCAGAUGAUACUGCUUCGGAAUCCUAA
This is a messenger RNA of Sporisorium graminicola, 2001 nucleotides long. RefSeq lists its product as uncharacterized. The transcript has a single exon. Gene Ontology annotation, molecular function: protein binding. NCBI's taxonomy places the organism in Eukaryota, Fungi, Basidiomycota, Ustilaginomycetes, Ustilaginales, Ustilaginaceae. The coding region runs from base 1 to 2001 and encodes 666 amino acids. The record is from RefSeq and is a predicted model, not a curated record.